Molecule: messenger RNA, 1686 nt
Organism: Symbiodinium necroappetens
Lineage: Eukaryota; Dinophyceae; Suessiales; Symbiodiniaceae
Source: the annotation of a GenBank genome assembly
AUGGGAUUCCGAAGCUUUAUGCACGGGGCGCGCCUCUACUACGAAACUCGCGAGUGGGGAGUCGAGAUGGUCGCAAUUCUCUCGCAGAUCAUGGCGAACUUCGGGCACAGCCUCUCUCAGUGCCUGCCGGCCACCCUCCUGGCCGUGCUGAUCAAAGCGGAGACGCUCUUCGACUUGGACCUUGGUGCCGCCAGACGCCUUCAUUGGACCGCCAGGGCGCUGCUCCAAAGGGCCUUGACAGAGCGACGGAUGAACUGGACGCUCGGUGAGGAGGAUCCUUCGAGCUCCCAGGGCAUCCUCGCCCUGGCUUUGGAGCACGUCCAGCGCCUCGAAGAGCGGCGUCAGCCACCUUCGCGGCCCUGGGUAGUAGACCUGGUCUUCCCUCUCUGCUCCUUCAAAGAGCUCAACGCCAUCUCGGAGGGCCUGGCGUUGAUCGGGUCGGGGGUUGGCAGUGUCUUUGACCCUUUGGACGGCUGGCCGGCAGGGACUUUGCAAGCGAGGAAAGCCAGAGACCACAACCGCAUCCGAGGCCCCUGGAGGCAUGCGCGCUUCCGGCUCUUCAUCUACGCCGUCUGUGGGACCUACGGCCUCUUCGGCCGGCAUGCGGACAGCGCGUCCAUCUUACCACAGGAGGAGGCCAAGCUGGCGAAGGAGAUCUUUUCGGGGUUGUCGAGCAGCACAGUGCAGCUCUUCAGGGAGGGACCGGAAGAGCUCCCUCCCCUCCACCUGGCAGUCUUUGAGGAGGAGGUUCCUACAGGAGAUGUAGCUGCUUAUGUGCAUCAUCUGGCGGUGGCCUCCAGCAGCCAGAAUCUGGGAAACAUUACGAUGCUUCUGCAUCCGGACUUCUUGGAGCACGUCCGCUCUUGGAUGGUCGUGUCCAUCUUCCGGGCAUUUCUGAAUGGAGCUUGGCCACAAGAGGUGGACUUCCUUUACUUGGGGUGGAGGCACGAGGGCCCGGUGAGCCCAGAGGGUCGAGUGGCCUCCCACCUCCGCUACCACUGUGAUAUCGAAGCUGGGCCAGGGGGACGGCUGGGCCCAUGUGAUGCGGGUUACAAUCCCAGGCUGCUUGAGAACAUGUGGCAGAUGAUCUUCGGACGUCCUUUGGACCCCUUUUCGGGGGACGACCUGGGCGGCUACGAUUUCUCCCAGCUACUUGUGACCCGGCGAGCUGUGCUGAAUCGCCCGGCCAGAUACUGGCGCUAUCUUUCCAAGGUCCUGUCUGCGAAGAGUUCCUUUGAACUCUUGCCGGGAACAAGGUUCAUCUCCAGACGUACCGACCUCACGGUGAACGAUCCACACAACAAAGGCGUGUGCGCAUGGUUCGAGCACAUGUGGCACAUGCUCUUCGACCCGCGCUACUUUCCCAGGAAGGCUGGCACGGUUCAGGAGGCAGACCUCAGAUCCUACACGCGGCUGCACGACGAAGCCUUGCCGCUUGGGUUGCGUGCCGGACCAGACACGGUCUUGGGGCGGCACUACUGGCUAAAUGCAGAACAGCAGUGCCGGGCGCUGCGGGACGAGCAAGCCGCAGUGCUUGUGACAUUCUGGCUGCACUCUGAGCACUUUUGUGGCGACCAUCUGGACGAGCAGGUCAAAGUAAUGCUCCCGCCGCUCGGGGAGACUGGGCAGAAGACACGGUCACGGCCAGGCUCACUGAGGAACAUCUCGGUGGGCAACGAUGAUUGA